AUGACCUCGCCACUGUGGCUCUGGUGCUUCUGCGCUUGGGUGGCCGCCAGCUGGCCGCCAGGAAGCGCCCUACAGCUCCAGCCAGGCAUGCCCAAUGUUUGUGAAGAACAGCUGGUGACUGUGGUGGGACUGGCGCACCCCUGUGUUCGGGCCUUCACGCACACCGCCAGGCUCUGGAAACAAGGCUGUACCGGCCCWCCCUGGUGCAUGGGUUAUGAAAGAAGGACUCGGUACUAUACCAUCUACAGGCAGGUAUACAACAGGGAGUGGCAGACAGUCUACAGGUGCUGCCCUGGUUGGAGCCGUUGGGAUGAUGAACCUGGCUGCCUACACCCCAUGUCUGCUAUGGGAACUCAUUUCAACAGUAGGAAAUGCUCAGAUGGUGAAGUCCAGAAUUGCCAGUGUUCACAGGGAUUUCACGGACCCCACUGUCAAUAUGAUAUAAAUGAAUGUACUAUUGACAAUGGUGGCUGUCAGGACCAGUGCUGUAAUACAAUUGGCAGUUAUUAUUGCAAAUGUCAAGCUGGCCAGCAGCUGGAAGAAGAUGGCAGAGGAUGUGAAGAUGUCGAUGAAUGUGCGGUGGUGAAUGGAGGCUGCCAGCAGCGCUGUAUUAACACUCUGGGCACCUUCCACUGUGAAUGUGAUACGGGAUACAGACUCCAUGCUGAUGCACGCACCUGCAUAAAGAUGGACCCCUGCAUAGGUGGGAAUGGAUGUGCUCACAUGUGUCAGAGUGAGAAUGGCGUGGCCAGGUGUGCCUGCCACCCAGGGUACCAGCUGUCUGAAGACAAAAAGGCCUGUGCAGAUAUAAAUGAAUGCACCGAAGGGCUUGCUCACUGUGGUCAUCGCUGUGUGAACUCAGUGGGGUCCUUCACUUGUGCCUGCGACCCUGGCUUUGAGCUGGGAGCUGAUGGACAUCAGUGUUACAGAAUUGAAUUGGAAAUUGUCAAUAGCUGUGAAAAGAACAAUGGUGGCUGUUCCCAUCACUGUGAACAUGCAAUUGGUGGACCCCUUUGUUCCUGUAACCAUGGACACCAGCUUGAUUCGGAUGAGAAAACGUGCAUAGAUCUCGAUGAGUGUGAGAACGGAGAGGCCUGCUGUGCCCAGCUCUGCACCAACUAUUUAGGAGGCUAUGAAUGCCAUUGUCAGGAAGGCUUUCAGAUCAGUCUGGACGGUUGUGGAUGUGAUGCUUUAGAUGAUGACGAGCUGGAGGGUGAAGAAGAGGAAUUAGAAAUUGUGAGGUUUCCAGGACUUCAACUCCAGAGCCCACCUCAGCUAGGUCAUUAUGUUGCUACUGCCCCGGCUGCCUCUAAUGAAGAGGAAGAAGAUGAGGGAGAAGAGGAAAAGGAUUUCCAGGAACUAACUGCUUUGCAUAAAGUUGCUUGUGCCCCAGGGACAAAUGGGAAAGAGUGUGACAGCAUCUGCAAGUGUCAGAAUGGAGUCACCUGUGAUCUUCUGACUGGACGGUGCCGGUGCCCCCCAGGGGUUCAUGGGAAGACUUGCGAAGAUGGAUGCCCAAAAGGGUUCUUUGGGAAAAACUGCAGAAGAAAAUGUAACUGUGCCAACAACGGCCAUUGCCACAGGAUAUUUGGUUCCUGUAUGUGUGAGGCAGGGCGCUAUGGGAGAUUUUGUCAUCUGAACUGUCCCAAGGGGGCCUACGGAGCUGGCUGCUCUUUGGAAUGUCAGUGUGUGGAGGAGAACACCCUGGAAUGCAGUGCCAAAAAUGGUAGUUGCACCUGCAAAUCUGGUUACCAAGGCAACAGAUGCCAGAAAGCAGCUGCUGAAUAUACUUUAUUGGAAAAUGCUUCUGAGAUUCCCACUGUGAAAGAAAAUGAGUUGAAACCUGCCCUGAUGGCCUCUGGGGACCAGAAUGCAGGUUCUCCUGUGGACCCUGUGAAAAUGGAGGUCAGUGUGACAAAGAAACUGGAAACUGUACCUGUGCUCCUGGUUACAUGGGAAAAUCCUGCACAAUGUCCGAUGUUGCUACUGUACCUCACUGGUAAUGACAGUUCUCAGAGGGACCAUGAUGCCAGCCAGUGUACCUGCCUGUCCAACUGGACCCAGACUGAUGACAGAUACUGGUGCCCAAAAGGCACUUAUGGCCCAUAUUGCCAAAUGACAUGCAAGUGCUUAAAUGGCGGCAGCUGUGAUACCAUGAUUGGCACCUGUAACUGCCCUCCUGGCUUCAUCGGAGCAGACUGCAGCCAAACUUGUCCUGAAGAUCACUAUGGUCAGGAUUGUGUCCAAAGGUGUUCCUGUGGUGCAGGACAGUGUGACCCGGUGACUGGAGGGUGCCAGUGUCCCCCUGGACAAAUGGGAGUCAGGUGUCAGCAAGGAUGUCCCCAGACAAGAUAUGGCACAAAUUGUGAAUUAAACUGUAACUGUAAAAAUGGUGGACUUUGUAAUAUCGAGGACGGAAGCUGUACCUGUGGUCUUGGGUGGACAGGAAAUUAUUGUGAAAAAGAAUGUUCUCCUGGUUAUUAUGGCCCAAACUGCUAUUUUAAUUGCACAUGUCGGAACUAUGGAAUUUGCAACAGGUUUUCUGGAAGCUGUGAAUGCCUCCAAGGUUAUUAUGGACAAAGCUGUGAGCAUGCAUGCCCACCUGGUUUUUAUGGCUUGAAUUGUGCUCACAUCUGUGACUGCAAAAAUGGAGGCAGCUGUGAUAUAAGAAGUGGACAGUGCAUUUGCCCAGCAGGUUUUCAUGGCAGCCAGUGUGAAAAAGAGUGUCUGCUGGGAAUGUUUGGAGAUAACUGCCAUCAGCUUUGUGACUGUGAAGGAAAAAGUUACUGCCAUCCAGUAACUGGGAAAUGCCUUUGCCCACCAGGGAGAACUGGAGCUCGAUGUGAAGCCGAAUGCAAGCCAGGCCAGUAUGGAUGGAACUGUGCUCUGGAGUGCCAAUGUGCUCAGGGAGCUACUUGCAACCCUCUCAAUGGGAACUGCACUUGCCCCUCAAGGAGGAUGGGUCCAACCUGCGAGGAAAAUGGUUUGGACCAUCCUCAGUAA
This is a messenger RNA of Urocitellus parryii (Arctic ground squirrel), 3003 nucleotides long. NCBI's taxonomy places the organism in Eukaryota, Metazoa, Chordata, Mammalia, Rodentia, Sciuridae. The record is from RefSeq and is a predicted model, not a curated record.